AUGUCAGCUUUAAAAGAGGAGUGCGAAAAUGAGUUGGCCUCGACUUCAUUGGACUUCAAAGCGGAUGCGAGUUGUUCGGAAUUCCUCUCUCAACUCUGCAAGACCUUUGGCAACGAAUCUUUCUCCUCGCUGGCGGAAGAAAUGCCAAAUCUGAACGCCGAGUCCCAGCCAACGCACGGCGUCCUAGUGCCGUCGAAGAAGAGGACGAGUAGCAAUUUUGCCUACACUAUGGCUCUACAGGACUACACGUAUCACGUGUGCUAUCGGCGUCAAACGCCGCGCGGCGAACGGGUCUAUUGGCGUUGCCAGCUGCGUUCCGGUUGCAAAGCGCGCCUGAUUACCGACCUGAGCGGGAAGAUUAUGCAAUUCACGAACCCCGAACACACUCACGACCCACCAAAGGGCGGGAAGAUUGACAAAACCUCGAUUAUGAAUUUCUCGGAUAUUAGUGGCAAGAAGAACAAAUUCCCUCAAGUUUCACCUCAAAUUCUCGGAAACAUGAACCCCGCAUUGUUCGCAACACAAAGCCAAGCGCCUUUGGAGAUGGCCACGGAGAAAACGAAGGAGAUUUUGAGCAUGUUCAACGAGGAACCGACCGAUUAUUCGGCUGUACUACAACACAUCUUGAAUAUGGGCGCGAAGGAGGAGUUUGAUCAGGAUUUUGUGAAAGGAACGUCGACGAAUCAAACUCCCGAGCCGGACGACAGCACAAGCUCCAGUGAUCAGCAUUCCAAUUACGACGACGUUAGUGGCAGUUUUGAUAAGGUAAAUGAUCUAAAAUAAGGUGGAUAUUGGGGAGGAUAUGCGGGAAACGAGUUGAUUGUUGAUGCUUCUUGUCGAAUGAGGAUUGAGCUUACUGUUGAGUGAGUUUCUAAGGCUUUGGGAGCCAUUGGAGGUAGAUUUGACCUUAUUUUAGACUGGUAGAGGUAGAAAACAUAAAAUAAGGUGGAUAUUGGGGAGGAUAGGUGGGAAACAAGUUGAUUGUUGAUUUUUAUUGUCGAAUUAGAGUUAAUAUUUAUGUUUAAUGAGUUUCGAAGGGUUUGGGAGCGAUUGGAGGUAGAUUUGAUAUUAUUUUAGACUGGUAGAGGUAGAAAACCUAAAAUAAGGUAAGAAUAGUCAACGCCAAGGGGAAAACUUGUUGAACAUUGGUGCACAUUGUCUUUUGAGGGUCAUUCUCGCUAGUUAUAUGGGUUUUAGGGGAAUUAUAAAGGACUUAUUACACUUCUGACCUUAUUUUAGACUGUUAGAGGUAUAGAACCUAAAAUAAGGUGGAAGUAUUCAAAGCCAAGGGGAAAACUUGUUGAACAUUGAUGCCCAUUGUCUUAUGAGGGUCAGUCUUUCUAUUUAUAUAGUUUUUGGGACAAUUAGAAAGGACGUAUUACACUUCUGACCUUAUUUUAGGAAGCCUUGGGUAAACCACCUAAAAUAAGGUAGAAAUUGUGAAAAUUAUGAUGGAAACUGGGCGGCUGUGUAUGCAUAUCGAUGAACAGGGGAUAUUCUUACUAUACGUUGAAGUUGACAGGGGUAAAAUACGCUUUCGGUUGGGUAUACAAUUACUUUCAAGAAAAGUGAUGCAUAAACAAAGUUAAAAGUGCAAACACGAUUGAUUGUGGAUGUUUUGACGUCUAGAAAAUAUGCACUUGGCUUUUGUUGAUUGACAGUUGAUUAUUUGGCGAAUUUAGGGAGAGGUUUGGUAUUGCUUUGAGUAAAAACAUGACUUUGAUACCUAAAAUAAGGUCGAAAUGGUAAAAUACGACCAGGAUUUUGUAAUCCACCUAAAAUCUAAUCUAAAAUAAUGUGGAAAAAGUUUUAGUAAAAAAAUCAAAAAAUCUUUUAUGAACAAGAUUGCUACUGAGAUUACAGCGUCGUAUUUGACAAUCUCAGAGAGUAAAACCUAGAGCUAUUACCAAAAGGUUUUUAAAAAAUCUAAUUUUUCCAAAAGAAAUACCCAAAAAUUUAAGUUUUUUUCAAAUUUUUUGGCUUCAUGGAAACUCGGCAGAUUGGAAGUGGACAGAGUGAAACUCGACAGAAGGAAAUUGGACAGAGUAUGGAAAUUGGACAAAGGGAAACUGGAGAGAGAGAAACUCGACAGAUUUUUUUCACUGCAAUCUUACGAAAUGUCACCAUUGAAUUUUUUCGUAUCAAAUUUUUUGCAGUGAAAAAAACCCUGUCGAGUUUAACUCUGUCUAGCUUCCCUUGGUCCAAUUUCCAUACUCUGUCCAAUUUCCUUCUGUCGAGUUUCACUCUGUCCAAGUUCACUCUGUCGAGUUUCCAUGAGCCGAAAAAUUUGAAAAAAACUUUAAAUUUUGGGUAUUUUUUUGGAAAAAGUAGGUUUUUUAAAAAUUUUUUGGUAAUAACUCUAUUUUUUACUCUCUGAAAUUGUCAAAUACGACGCUGUAACCUCAGUAGCAAUCUUGUUCAUAAAAGAUUUUUCGUUGGAAAAUGUUACCCAAUCUAAUGUAAAACGUUUCCAGCCCUCUCCUCUGUCAGCCGACGAACGUUCCAAGUCCCUUCAGCCUCUGUUGGACGCGGGUUGGGCGCUGGUUUCGGGCCGCGACGCCAUCAAAAAGCAGCUCACGUUUGCGGAUUUCAAUUCCGCCUUUUCCUUCAUGACUGCCAUCGCUUUGCACGCCGACAAGCAUGAUCAUCACCCCGAAUGGUUCAAUGUGUAUAAUCGGGUAAGAAUUUUGCUGAUUUUGUCGUCGAAAAAUCGAUUUUUUGGAGUAAAAAAUGAUAAUAAUUCCCUCUCAAUUCCAGGUAGAAAUCACAUUGAGCUCGCAUGAUGCGAAUGGCCUCACUCAACGCGACAUUCGCCUGGCCAAUUUCGUCGAGUCCACGUACAAAAAAUUCCAAUAG
This is a messenger RNA of Bursaphelenchus xylophilus (pine wood nematode), 2856 nucleotides long. NCBI's taxonomy places the organism in Eukaryota, Metazoa, Nematoda, Chromadorea, Rhabditida, Aphelenchoididae. The record is from the annotation of a GenBank genome assembly.